Messenger RNA from Acipenser ruthenus (sterlet), 4865 nucleotides. Its product is annotated as potassium channel subfamily K member 12-like. The transcript is spliced from 2 exons. Gene Ontology annotation, molecular function: potassium ion leak channel activity. The coding region runs from base 1550 to 2779 and encodes 409 amino acids. Gene Ontology annotation, cellular component: membrane. NCBI's taxonomy places the organism in Eukaryota, Metazoa, Chordata, Actinopteri, Acipenseriformes, Acipenseridae. Gene Ontology annotation, biological process: potassium ion transmembrane transport; stabilization of membrane potential. The record is from RefSeq and is a predicted model, not a curated record.
GGAAGCAAUGAAGAAGGAACGCAGGAAAGCAGGACUAAGCAUGUUAUUUCAGCGGCUGCUCUUUCAACACCGAUUCCUGGUGUAAUUGUAUCGUUUGCACUUUCAUUUCUACCGUAGCGAAAGGACAUCACGCAUGGAUCUGUGGAUUUGCUUUUACUUCUUUGUGGUGCUGAUUUCUACUUGGAACAAGUGUGGAUUAAUAAAACUCAGUUGUUUUCAAGGGAGCGAUGCAGUAUUGGGAAGAUGGAAUGUUUAUAAAUCAAUGCAAAUUUGUUGGUAAGCUUAAGCGGCAUAGGCAAGAUGCAGAAACGGCGUCGGACAGUCAAUGGGUCGCAUAAGGAUUCUUGUAACACAAUGUAAGAAAUGAUUUAAAAAAACACAAACUGAAAGAAAAUAUAGUCAAUUAUUAACUGCAUUAGGUUUGUAUGUGCUAGCUUGCAUAGGGUCCAGUGAAAUGUUGAAAUCUACGAUAAAGACCUAUUAAAUUACCCAGGAUGGCCAAGUGGCAAUUGCCUUACUUUUGAGUCUGUGAGUUUUUUGAAUAAGAGGAUCUGGGAUAUUAAGCUUCGCAAAAAGGACUUUUAAGCUAAUUUUGUUCCUUGGAGAUGUGACAAGCGCUGUCAAAAAUUACAGGACAAUUGUGUUAACAGGAAAUGAUGGCAAAACAUAGCAAAAGCAACAUAUAUAAAAGGCUGGGUAUUAUGUAGUUCUCGAUUAAAGUCCUAUGUAAGAGACCCUACCAGUUCAAUUAAUAUACUCUUCUAUGACAUGGGCUGGGCAAUACAGCGUUUGGAUCAAGAGGAAAGGUGAUAUCCAGACAGUGUCCACCGGUUCAUGGUACUCGGCUGAAGUAAUGCAGCUGCCAAACAGAGAUGUUAAUAUCGGGAAAAUAUAUGUAUUGCAACGACCAAAAGGAUGAGACAGACUUAUAAAGGUGAGAAUAAAAAAAAAAUACAUGAAAACGGGUUUAGUACAAUGGGACUAGACGAUUACUAAAACCGGAUACUUCAUCAAGCUGGUCAGAAUCCCAUUCUCUCAACAUUUAAUUAGUCUACUUGAAAUACCUAUAUUGAAAAGUAUUAGUUUUUAUUUAUGUAUUUAUUUAUUUUUAAGUAGACAUCAAAGUCAUUGGGAUAAGGGACCGGUAGACUUUGACAGGAGUAUGGUGUAUUUCGGAAGUGACACAUGACGCCGGUUUUCUAUACUGAAGGAUUUCAUUUGUUUGGUUGAACACUGGUAAAGUGACCCGCUACCACUGAUGAUUCGCUCGCAAUUUAAUAACUUUUAUUAUUUAUUUAUUUAUUUUAUGUUUUUGUCACGUCUACAUGUGUGUUGAGACUCCUCUUUCGGGUUGUGGAAAUAUAUCCUAACUAACUGAGUGUCUUCUGUGCUAGCUAAUCUGUACGACUACAGUAUACACACGAACACAUUGCUAAGGAAUAAAAAGUCAAGUUGAACAGAAUCCCUUGACUUUGAAAGCUGAACGAAUGCCGCUUCCUUCCAUGCUGAGCUGGUCGCUGUCCAUAGCCUUGGUGGUGCUGAAAUUUGGAUGAUGCCGAGUCAGAGAUUACAAGGCUGCCGCUCGCUGGUACACAUCAACGAAGAUAAUGGUCGAUUUCUACUGCUAGCCGUCUUGAUCGCCCUUUACUUGGUGUGCGGGGCUGCAGUCUUCUCUGCAAUCGAGAGGCCAAAGGAGUUGCAGAACCAGGGACGCUGGAACCGGACUCUGUACAACUUCAGCGACACGUUUAACAUUAGUCUUGAGGACCUGAGGUCUUUUCUGCGAGAUUAUGAAGCAGCAAUCGCGGCAGGAGUCAAGGCGGAUUCUGUCAGACCGCGUUGGGAUUUUCCUGGGGCGUUCUACUUUGUGGGGACAGUGGUGUCAACUAUCGGUUUUGGAAUGACCACCCCAGCGACAGUUGCAGGCAAAGUGUUCCUGAUCUUCUAUGGGCUGCUGGGAUGCGCUGGGACUAUCCUGUUCUUUAACCUCUUCCUGGAGCGUAUCAUAACCCUCCUGGCCGUCAUCAUGAAGGCGUGCCAUGAGAGGCAGCUGCGGAGAAACGGCAUCCUGCCACCAACCAUCCGAAGGGAAUCUCAUGGUGACAGCCUGGCGGGCUGGAAGCCCUCGGUCUACUACGUCAUGAUGAUCCUGGGGAUUUCUGCCAUCAUUCUGUCAUGCUGUGCAUCAGCCAUGUACACCCUGGUGGAAGGGUGGAACUACAUGGACUCCUUGUACUACUGCUUUGUUACCUUCAGCACCAUCGGGUUUGGGGAUCUGGUAAGCAGCCAGAACGCGGCCUAUGAGAAUCAGGGAUUGUAUCGCUUCGGGAAUUUUAUAUUCAUCCUUCUGGGGGUCUGCUGCAUCUACUCCCUUUUCAACGUCAUUUCCAUCGUCAUCAAGCAAGUGCUGAACUGGAUGAUCAAGAAGCUGGAUUGCCGGUGCUGCGGAAAUUACCACAAGAACAGCACUUUCCUGAGUCGGAGGAACGCCAUCACCCCCGGCUCCCGCCUCCGCAGAAACCACUUUUCCGUGGAAACGGACGGCCCGUACGACAGCGACACCGAGGGCAGGAGGCUGUCGGGGGAGAUGAUCUCCAUGAAGGACCUGACCGCGUCCAACAAGGUGUCGCUUGCCAUCAUGCAGAAGCAGCUUUCGGAGACGGCCAACGGCUUCCCGCGGACUGUCUGCAGCAGCUCCAGACACAAUGGAUUUUCCGGUGGGGUGGGCGCCUUGGCCAUUAUGAAUAACCGGUUGGCCGAAACCAGUGACAGCAGGUAGAAACUUAACUAAUCCCCCAGAUGAAGAAAGACUUGUGCAAUAUUUAUUAUAUGCUGUAGAUCUUCAUGAGAUGGUGAAAUAGGUGAACCCGUUUUCAUUACAGCAUACUGCAGAACUUUACAAAGAAAAGCAUGCAUUGGUACAAAAUAAGAGUUGAGGAAAAUUGAAUAGUUAUGUUAUCUCUCCAAUCUCGUCACUCCCCUUAAUGUGAAACCCCCAACUGACAACCCAAAGUUUCUUAAAACCCUACAAAGAAAAGCACAGUUAUAGAUUCUUAUACAGUAGCUCUGUGCAAUUGCGCAGAACUAUCAUUGUUGCUGGUGUUUUAUAAGGGAACACGAGACAACAUCCUGUUUCAUUAACCGUUAACUCACUGCUAUUAAUGACUGUUUCAUGUUGCUGCAUUUCAUACAGCCACCAGCUCUCAGUGUACUAAGAAUCUGGACACACACAUACAUUCCUCAUGCAUUACCCAUAUCAUUAGCACAUUUUGGCCAAGCUGUAUGGAAAGUAGGAUUAACAUGUGGUCAAGGCUGUAUACAAUGUGGGAGGGGGCGUUUCUGAGGAAUAUUUUCCAGCUGAUCUCUCUUUUAGUUUACCUGCAGACUAUACUGAUAACCUGUUUUGGUCUUUAAUCUCACGUGUUCCUGCUGAAAACACACACUGCUGGUUUUGCAAACCCCAAUUGCCACUAAUCUUGCACUACCUGUUUUAAGGUAACAUUAGGAUGUCAAAGCUUAGUGUUAUUAGGGGUCUGUGAAACCACCCGACAGACAAAUAUUCAUGUAUUUAUUGUUUUAUGGCUCUAUCAUGUACAGUAUGUGGUAUCCCAAUAUUAAGUAGAAUUAAUACACAGUAACGUCAUUGCAAUUGGUGUACACACGUAGUUUUGUAUCUAUUACAGAGAGACAUUUCAUUUUUUUUUACACAAUUGUAGGGGGGUCUAUUGAAUUGAUCAGAUCUUUUGUUGUUUAAUUUUUUAAAAUAUGACACUCAUUUAUAUUUCAUAGAAAGCAAAAGACCUGAAAGAGAUUCACCUCCACUCCUGAAGGCUUGAUUUUCAUAACCUGUAAGGAAACUAAAUGAUAUUAUUUCUGCAUUAAGGAGAGCGCACAACAAGCAUUUAAGCAAUUUCCUUUAUUAAUUCCAACAAUCAAACAUCACACUUUUUCAGCGUAAUAAUUAUUAUUAGACACAAUUAUGAGGCCCCUAGUUAUUAGCAGAAAUUAAGCAAUAAUUAGUGCAUCGCACACAGUGCUAGUGCGUGUUCAUGGAGGAUCUUGUAUGUAUCUCAAAGGCACUCUCGAAAGCGUGUGUGUUGUGUGCAGCUGAACCAAGGUGAAGCCCUACACCCCACUCUUGUUCACUGCUGCAGAAUUCCUUCCACAGCUGCUUACCUUGCAGCUACGCUGAGCACGGUGCACUUACAAAACUAGUUUAACCCUUCAUUAUCCUUACAACCCCUUUGACACAAAGAGAUUUCUAAAGUGUGAGGAUAAUUAGACCCAGCAUUGUUUAAUUUAAUUUACCCACACGUUGGUAUCUAGUUAUAUAAUAUAAAUACAUUACUUUUCAAAUAUUUUAACACUUACAGUUAACGAUUAACAAAUAACUCAAUUAAAAUCUAGAAUUGCUUAGUAACGGCAGCCGAGGACCUAAUAUAGGUGUCCAGAAAUGUCUGCAGGUAACAAAUAAGAAACAGAAUGGCAAGUACAUAUUACAUUCCCUUAAUUGCACAGCACAGAGUACUGGUACUGGCUGGCGUUUUGCUUGAAGACGAUUCAAUAAACAGUGUAUUUUUACAUGUUUGAAAGUGGUUUUCUAGACAGAUUGUUUUCUAUGUAUGGGGCAGAUAAUAGCACCCCUACCUUUUUAUAACUAAUUACAGCCACGUCCUUUUAGUCGUAAAAGUCAUUUUCUAGGACAGAUUUCAAUCAUUUCCAUGCAUGUGAUGUCACCCUGUCUUGCUUAAGGGUUUUUAGACGGUACUGUUGAGGCACAAAAGAAGAACAAAUUUGUAAACACUUAUUUUGAGCUACAUUAAUUACAUGGAAGACUUUUUGGACCAGAUCAAUUGAUUCGAUCA